AUGCACACCUGCACGAUGAUGUCACAAAUGUUGGGUUUAGCUGUUGGACUUCUCUUUUUCCAGAGAAAGGUAUUCAGUUGCAAUGGAAAUUGCUCCUGCAACAACUCCAUGGUGUAUUGUACAAAUGUAACCUUGGCGACAGUUCCAUCGAAUCCUUUGUCAGAUGUCAAUGAUGAGCAGCCUGAAACUGAUAAUGUAUUGACAAGUAAAAACGUUUCUUCUCCAAAAAUUAGUAUUGCUUCGUCGUCAUCUCCAUCUCUCUUCGAGGAAAGCAUUAUUCUACAAAGUUUCAUCUUCAUUCUCAGUAUCUCAGCUGUCCUGGUUAACACUUUAACUAUGACCGUGAUUUUUUCUAAAUACCAGCUUAGGUCUCUCAGUACUAUGUACUUAGCUGGACAUGUCGCAGUCUGUGAUCUCUUGAUUGCACUUUAUUUAUUGGUUGCUGUUAUUCAUACUGCCGUCCUCUCCAUUGUAGUUGAGGAAACAGAGCAAUACUAUGAUAUUUGGUGGAGAUUUAUCUGCCCGCUGAUAAUUUCAAUUCGUUCCAUCGGGCAACUCGUGGAGCCAGUUGUUUUGUUCUUCUUGACGUUAGAUCGCUACAGACGCAUAGUAAACCUUUCAAAGCCUCCUCUGCGCCACAGAUCUUUCUCCAUAGCAACUAAAUUGCUAUGGUUUUCUGCAGUUGUUGUUGUUUUUGCAAGUUUAUCCACGCUGAUUGGAAAACAAAGCUUCUCUGGAGCUUUAUGCUCACGAGUCGACACAUCGGGGAAAUCUAUUGACUCUUACGUAGAGAGAGCACUAAUUGCAAGUAGCUCUAUAUUGUUCAUUACGUGCUGUGGCAUGUACCUGCGGAUAUACAGAGUGGUAAAAAACCAGAAUCAGCGGAUGAGAACACAAGCUUAUUUACGAGUGUCUAAAGUAAUAUUUGUCCUCAUGUUGAGCACUCUUGUGUUAUGGUUCGUUCCCGCCAUGGUAGUGGCUUCAAUCGGACGUCAGGACUCCAUGAGAGAAACUAGACAGCUGAUAAUCUUGUCUUCAUUCACAAUAAACUCGCUGGUUAAUCCUUUGAUUUAUGUGUUUAGAGAAAAGAAAUUCCAACGAGUUGCCUUCUCCUGGUUAAAUCGCACAUCUUCAAAAAGAAGAGGAAUACUUGGCGUCAAUAAGGUAACCUCCUUAAGAAAUGCUGCUGUGAUAAAUGAAGAUGAUGUAACAAACUUUGGAAAUAGCAAAAUGACAGAGCAAGUUUUCACCACUUCACUCUAA
Messenger RNA from Pocillopora verrucosa, 1263 nucleotides. Its product is annotated as probable glycoprotein hormone G-protein coupled receptor. Gene Ontology annotation, molecular function: G protein-coupled peptide receptor activity. NCBI's taxonomy places the organism in Eukaryota, Metazoa, Cnidaria, Anthozoa, Scleractinia, Pocilloporidae. The record is from RefSeq and is a predicted model, not a curated record. Gene Ontology annotation, cellular component: plasma membrane. Gene Ontology annotation, biological process: activation of adenylate cyclase activity; adenylate cyclase-activating G protein-coupled receptor signaling pathway; hormone-mediated signaling pathway.